CGGUUUCGUUAUAUGUCAGCUCGCUUCCAUCGCAGCGGAGCACCCAAACAAACCGGAACCUUGGACAAAUCUAUCUGUCAAAAGCAUAAAAAAGAAUUCGAAAUAAAAAAGCUCCCUUUGUUUCGACAGCCUGUUCAAGACUAGGAAAAGUCGCAAAACCCCAAACCCACCUUAACACACCCCAUCUCCCUCCGCCAUUAACCCAUUUCUCACAGGACAAACCGUCAUUUUGCCCUCUCACGCCAUUCACAACCCACCUCGCCGGGGUCAAACCCCCAAAAAGAAACCUCCUUCUUUCUAACUAGAUCUGAAAAACUUUCAAAAUUUUUUUCCCGAAAAUCACGAAACCCUAACUUCCUCGAUUUCAAGUCGGGAGAGCGUUAAAAAAUGGGAGAUUUCAAUUUAGCACUAGUAAUCGUAGCUAUUGUAGUAUGCAUAAUCGUUUUCUUGUUCAAUAUCUACCUUCUAGUCAAUUACCAGCAUCCUGACGACAAGAAUCAAGCUUAUUUCCCCAAAUUCGUCGUCGUUUUUGGCCUCUUCGUUGCCGCUAUCUCGAUUUUGAUGUUACCGGCUGACGUAGCGAACCGGCAAGCGUGUCGUCAUGCGAUUUAUAAUGGCGCGUGUAAUCUUACCUUGCCAAUGAAGGAUCUGUGGAUUGCUGUAUACAUUGUUGAUGCUGUGCUUGUUUUUUUCAUCAUUCCAUUCGCGAUGUUUUACUACGAAGGCGAUCAGGACAAGAGUGUUGCUAAAAGGAUUAAAAGUGCUUUAUUGUGGGUUAUAACGACGGCAAUUGUGUGUGGUCUUGUGCUCGGCAUUUUAUAUGGGCUUGUUGGAAAGGUUGACUUCACUGUUAGGCAUCUCUCUUCAACCACAACUACUUUUCCGAGUACGUGGGAGUUCUCUAGAAAUCAACCAUGUAUUGGAAGUGUUGCACGCGAGUGCUCUGCAUAUCUUGCAAAUGCUUCCUCAGAGAAAACAUGGACAAUGCGCGCCACAUUUCCAGAAUAUGUGGUUGCUCUAGCUACAAUUGUUGGAUCUGUUCUCUUUGCGAUUUUUGGUGGUGUUGGGAUUGCUUGUUUGCCGUUGGGACUUAUCUUUUCUUUCAUCCGGCGUCCCAAGGCAGUUAUCACUCGCUCCCAGUAUAUUAAGGAGGCAACUGAGCUUGGUAAAAAAGCAAGAGAACUCAAAAAAGCAGCUGAUGUACUCCAUCAGGAGGAAAGAAGUGGCAACAAGGGUAGAAAAUGGCGUAAAAAUGUCAAGGCAGUAGAAAAGGAGUUGCUUCAGCUGGAAGAAGAUGUAAAGCUGCUAGAAGAGGUGUAUCCUCAAGGGGAGAAGGCUGAGACAUCCUGGGCUUUGACUGUUCUUGGCUACUUGGCAAAACUUGUGUUGGGAAUCUUAGGGUUGAUUGUUUCAGUGGCUUGGGUUGCUCAUAUUAUAAUAUAUCUGUUGAUUGACCCACCUCUUUCUCCUUUUCUAAAUGAGGUCUUCAUCAAGUUGGAUGAUAUAUGGGGUCUUCUUGGUACUGUUGCAUUUGCUUUCUUCUGCUUCUAUCUUCUGCUUGCAGUCAUAGCUGGGGCAAUGAUGCUGGGCCUGAGAUUGGUUUUCAUUACAAUUCAUCCCAUGAAGUGGGGAGCCACUCUAAUGAACUCCUUCCUUUUCAAUGUGGGACUCAUUCUCCUAUGCUCAAUUAGUGUGAUUCAGUUCUGUGCCACUGCAUUUGGCUACUAUGCACAAGCAACAGCAGCUCAAGAAAUUUUUGGCCACACAUUGCAGUCACUUCGUGGAAUUAAAUAUUUGUACAAGUAUAAUGUGUUCCAAAUUGCAUUUGUUGUUCUAGCGGGUUUGACUUUUGUGUAUUAUGCCGCCUUUGGAUGGAGAAGAAAGAAGCCUAGCGGCAGGUUCCAACUUUCCUCGUGAGCAUGUUUUUACCAGAAGUUCACACACCUGCCUGGAGGCUUCGGAAUUCAGUUGUAUCAUCUACUCUGGAGUUUGUUUCAUAUUCGGAUGUCUGCGGCCCAGUUUUGUUAACGUCGAAAGGUGUUGAAAAGUGUGCAGAUAUCAUUUGAUCUAUUUGCGGUUGCUAGUGAUAGUGGCAUGGCAUGUCGGUGAGUGCUGCUACUCUUUCUGCUUGUUGUUGCUCGUUUGUAUGUAUUAUUCUUAAUGUGGUUAGUGCUAUACGCUUGCUUCCGCACACUGUAAUAGGUGGGUUUGUACAACUUCCGAAGAUGUAAUAUAACCAUUGACAAGAAGCAUGUGUAUCUUCAGCAGUGUCCUAUGUGGGUUUGUACAACUUCUGAAGAUGUAAUAUAACCGUUGACAACAGAAGAUCUUACAAGUUGAUCAAUGUUGAUACUUCUGCGUGCAUUACUGCAUUA
Molecule: messenger RNA, 2375 nt
Organism: Populus trichocarpa (black cottonwood)
Lineage: Eukaryota; Viridiplantae; Streptophyta; Magnoliopsida; Malpighiales; Salicaceae
Product: LIMR family protein At5g01460
Exons: 14
Coding region: 388-1917 (509 amino acids)
Source: RefSeq, a predicted model, not a curated record